This is a messenger RNA of Ctenocephalides felis (cat flea), 2031 nucleotides long. RefSeq names its product sortilin-related receptor-like. Bases 1 to 2031 code for a protein of 676 amino acids. Gene Ontology annotation, cellular component: Golgi apparatus; membrane. The record is from RefSeq and is a predicted model, not a curated record. The transcript is spliced from 12 exons. Gene Ontology annotation, biological process: post-Golgi vesicle-mediated transport. Lineage: Eukaryota; Metazoa; Arthropoda; Insecta; Siphonaptera; Pulicidae. Gene Ontology annotation, molecular function: protein binding.
AUGACGUUCAGUUUUGUUCAAAUCAAUGCCCUGAAUGAUUCGCACCAGCAAAUGAUGGUCCACUGGGUCGGCGAGUCGAGUGAUGUGAUAAUUUGCUUGUCUCGGGAUUCAACGGCGUCCAAAAUUCAAGAGAAACUUGGUGGCAAUCAGUCAAAAUUGGUACCACCUUCUUCGUCGGUUUAUAUUUCUUAUGACUAUGGCGACACUUUCGUCAAUAAAACUUCAAUGUUUGCUUUGGUCAACGGAUCGAUUGCUUCGAUGGACAAAUAUUACACACAUCCUAAGUUCAAUGCAUAUUUCGUUUUCCGUGAUCUCUACUACAAGGUGUUGUUUGUGACGAGGGACAUGGCUGGAACUUUCAUCAGGCGGGACAUCCCAUUUACACCUUCCGAUUUGUAUUUCCAUCCCGAAGACCCGGAAACAUUUUUGGUGCACGACGAAGUUGAUGAACAGAAAACGUUGUACAUAACGAGAAAUUUUGGAGAAACAUUUACACCCCUACAGAAGUAUGUGAAGUCAUUUGCAUGGUCUUCAGGUUCUUCAUCUGAUGCAUCAAAUUAUUCAGGUGGAUCCAGAAUGACUUCUCCUUUGCCUUUGCUAUUAUAUAUUGAAAGAGCAGAACCAACGGACACAAGUACUGUUCUUACUGUGACCGCAUUAUCCCAGACAAAUGUGUUGAUUGGCAAUGUCCAAGAUUUCUUAGUUAGAGGAGACUUUAUGUUCGCCACCAGGAAAAACAACAAGAACAAUCUAGAACUACUGAUUUCAUAUCGAAGAGCCCCUUUUGUAGUAGCUCAUUUUUCAUCAGAAUUGAGCUUUCUAGCCAUCCAUGUGGCUGAUGUGACAGAUAGAAGACUGAUGGUAGUGGGUGUUCAUGGUGACACUGUAGCUCAUCUCUAUGUUUCUGAGAGCAAUGAAGAUUUCUCUAGAAUUAAUUUUGUUUUAAGCUUAGAAGGCAUUUUGUGCCAUGUUCCAAAUAGUACGUGGACUGACACCUGGCUGAGUGAUAUUGCAGAAGAAUCAUUUGCUGACUUAUACCGUGUUGAGGGUCUUCUUGGAUGUGAUACCUUCGAUCAUGGUGCCACUUGGCGACCGAUUUCUCCACCGCGACGAGAUGACGAUGGACAUCCAAUCAAAUGCGACACCAACCUGGGAUGCUCAUUGCAUUUGACUCAGAAAUUCAGUCAGUUGUAUCCUGUUACUAGAUCGGUUACAAUACUCAGUUCCAAGUCCGCACCCGGCAUCAUUCUCGCCGCUGGUGUUAUCGGACGCUCUUUAAAAGGUCAUCCUGGUGUAUUUUUAAGUCGAGAUGGCGGCCUUACAUGGAAGCAAAUUCUAAAAGACUAUUAUUUCUUCAAUUUCGGUGACCACGGUGGCGUUUUAGUCGCCGUGAAGUAUUUUAAGACGAGAGGCGAAACGAAACGUCUUUUAUAUUCUACUGAUGAAGGUGAUACUUGGAAGAGUGUCGAUUUCCAUUCAAAGGAUUUGAGAAUUUACGGUUUGAUGACGGAACCAGGGGAGAAUACUACUGUUUUCACUAUGUUUGGUUCAAGCCCUGGUCUACAUCAAUGGCAAAUUAUAAAGGUUGAUUUGGCAGCCGCUUUCGACCGUAUGUGCACGCCGGAAGAUUACAAAUUUUGGGCCCCAGGAGGCCUUUCUGGUGUUUCAGAAAUGGCAUGUUCUAUGGGAUCCAAAGAUACUUAUCAACGGAGGAUUCCAAGGGCUAAUUGCUAUAAUGGCAAAGAUUACUCUAGACCAGUUAAUAAAGAAGUUUGCGAAUGCGGAGCUCACGAUUUUGAAUGUUCUCCAGGCUUUACUCGUAGUAGCCAACCGUUUCACUGCAUAAAAAAACCUGAACUAUCAGAGGAUCCAUUUGCUGUUCCCGCCACUUGCAGACCUGGACAAUUUUAUAAAAGGACUAAAGGCUUGUCCCAUCCAUUGCUCAGUGAUAAUUGCUCACCUUGGCUUUGCAACUACAAGUUAAUUUCCACCUCGGACAACUUGCUAUCAAGAAGUAGUAGUAACCGUUGA